UCCGCCUCAGCCGCCGCCGCCUCAGCGCUGCCCGGUGCCCUCGGCUGCCGGGCUGUUCUCCCGGCCUCGUACGUGUGCGUGCCCCGAGCCGGGGGGUUCCAGGAGGUUGCAUUAAAAUAAAUCUGGACUUUGCACAGGAGGGGAAAAGCCUGACAUUCCUGAAAAUGGCAGCUGAGAAAUCCACAGACGUUCCAAAAACUGCUAGACAGUUUGUCGUUAAGGAACAGGUGAUUGCAGAAAGAAAAUGGUUGAAGCUUGCAGAAACAACUUACACUGAUCCCUUUGGUAAAACCAGAACUUGGGAGACUGUAAAGCGUACGGGGAAUAAGAAGGGUGUUUCAGCUGAUGGUGUGGCCGUGAUCGCAGUCCUACAGAGAACUCUACACUAUGACUGCAUCGUCCUCGUGAAACAGUUCAGGCCCCCCAUCAAUGCCUAUUGCCUGGAAUUUCCUGCAGGCCUCAUUGAGGAAAAUGAGACUGCAGAAAGUGCUGCACUGCGGGAGCUGGAGGAAGAAACUGGCUACAAGGGUGAAGUGGUUGAAUGUACUCCAGCUCUCUGCUUGGACCCAGGCAUGUCAAACAGCACGACACACAUUGUCAGUGUGACCAUUAACGGAGACGAGGCAGAGAACACCAGACCGAAGCAAAAACUCGAUGAUGGAGAAUUUGUGGAAGUCAUUUCAAUUCCAAAGAAUGACCUGCUGCAAAGAAUUGACGAACUAGUAGCAGAAGAACACCUUGCUGUGGAUGCCAGGGUGUACACUUACGCGUUGGCCCUGAAGCAUGCGACAGAAAAACCUCUCCAAGUCCCUUUUAUGAAGUUUUAAAUGGAGACAAUGAGAAAUUUGGAUGAAAAGUGCCCAGUUCCAAUGGCUUAGAAACAGAACUUGUCUGUACUUCAAGGUCCUUUGCUUUACUUGUAGAGCAAACACAAAUACUGGUAGGAAUGAUUGUGAUGUAUUUAUCUGGAAUUAUGUAACUGACACAGAGCAUUCUUUCCCCCUGCUCACUAGACUUGAUAAAAUAAUGGUAAUAAAACUGUUUAAUUUUCAGAA
Molecule: messenger RNA, 1055 nt
Organism: Colius striatus (speckled mousebird)
Lineage: Eukaryota; Metazoa; Chordata; Aves; Coliiformes; Coliidae
Gene: NUDT5
Product: nudix hydrolase 5
Exons: 10
Coding region: 165-827 (220 amino acids)
Biological process (GO): ribose phosphate metabolic process; nucleoside phosphate metabolic process
Cellular component (GO): nucleus
Molecular function (GO): ADP-ribose diphosphatase activity
Source: RefSeq, a predicted model, not a curated record